GACUUUGAUGCGGAUGUGUUUUUCCGAUUGUGGUCGAGUUCUUUUGAGACCAUUUGAUCGGUAAAAUGAUCCAUAAGAGAUCAAUAAGUGAGAGGUGACAGCUGGACCGAGCCGAGCCGAGCCGAGCCGAGCCGAGCCGGGCUGGUUCGUCAUGUCCGGACAAAGGGGCGGAAAAUCCCUGAUCAUCACUGACGAUGAGGAAGAAGAGGUCCAGGAUGGGCUGAACCCGUUCUCCUUCAAAGAGUUUCUGCGCUGGAAGAACCAGGACCAGAACCAGAACCAGGACCAGGACCAGAACCAGAACCAGACACACAGAAAGGAGGAUGCUUUGGGGCGGAGCUUCCAGCCAUUGGUGGACAGCGGCUCCUCCCUCUGCACUAACGAGGAGGAAGAGGAUGCGGAUGAAGACGAUGGAGGAGAAGAGACGAGGUUUUCCUCCAACCCUGAAGGAGGAGACGAGACGCCCCUCAGCCAAUCAGACGCCAGCAGGGGGCGGAGCCUGAUCCAACAGAUGAGGGAGGAGAACUCGGCGCUGAGGCGGAGCGUCAGGGAGCUGCAGAGGAGAGCCGAGCUCCAUCAGUCCAGGGCGAGGCGGCUCUCUGAGGAGCUGCAGCAGAGGAGGCGCCAGGAGGAGCAGGAGGCGCAGGACCUGGAGAGCAUGGUGCAGUCAGUGGAGCAGAACCUGCAGCUGAUGAAGAGGCGAGCAGUGAAGGCUGAGAGCAGCGUUUCCAGACUGAAGGCGGAGCUUCAGCAGCUGCAGGUGGAGGUAGACACUCUGCGAUCAGAAAACAACCGUCUGAAGGCUGCUGAAUCCGAGGUCGUCAUGACGAUGAGACAAAACGCUCAGGUGGCGGCUGAGUACCUGAGCAAGUCAGUAAGCCACGCCCACUCCUCCGUCAGGCAGCUGCUGGAGGAAGCAGAAACUCUCCGUUUGGUCUCUCAGCUCCUCCAGUCCAUCGAUAAGAUCUCCAGUGCUCAGCCUGAGGGUGCAGUUGCCAUGGAAACGGUGGAGUCGGCACCCUGAAGUUUUACUUUCAGAGAGGAAAGAUGGAGGAGUUUCAGCUUCAGAUCUUCUCCUCCUGGACUCCAAGUUUUUACUGGUUUUGAUUUCUGAGAUGAUGAUGAUGAUGAUGAUGAUGGUGAUGGUGAUGAAGAUGAUGGUGAUGGUGAUGAAGACCUGGAGGUCUCAGCACUGAGCUCUCCUCCUCCAGGUUCUGAGUCAAAUUACUAGAUAUGAGAAAAUUAUUCAUUUAUUUUAUUUUCCGUUACAAAGGUUUGGUUUGAACUCUGACCUCUGCUAAAGUUUUGACCUUGACUUUGAUGUAAACCUGCAGGAUCAAUAACUUCUUUCUGAUCUCCUUUAAUAAAUAAAAACCUGAACGAAUCUCUGUAAAGUGGAGAAACGCUGAUUUGUUCAGGAAAGUAAAAUCUAGACCUGA
Messenger RNA from Poecilia reticulata (guppy), 1439 nucleotides. The record is from RefSeq and is a predicted model, not a curated record. Lineage: Eukaryota; Metazoa; Chordata; Actinopteri; Cyprinodontiformes; Poeciliidae.